This is a messenger RNA of Paramisgurnus dabryanus, 1733 nucleotides long. RefSeq lists its product as uncharacterized. Gene Ontology annotation, cellular component: nucleus. The record is from RefSeq and is a predicted model, not a curated record. Gene Ontology annotation, molecular function: DNA-binding transcription factor activity, RNA polymerase II-specific; RNA polymerase II transcription regulatory region sequence-specific DNA binding. Lineage: Eukaryota; Metazoa; Chordata; Actinopteri; Cypriniformes; Cobitidae. Gene Ontology annotation, biological process: embryo development; regulation of transcription by RNA polymerase II.
AUGUGUUUGUGUAUUUUAGUGUUGAUGAUGAAAGAUGAGAUGUGCUGUAAAUCAGUAGGAACUGAUCUGUCCAUGCUGGAUAUUGAUGAUUUCAUCACAGAAAUCUCUCAGCUGAAGAAAGAGGUGGCGUUACUGGAGACAAAGCUGAGGUUAAGAGGAGAUGAAGGACUGAAGAGAGAGGACUCCGAGCUCAGUCUGACUUUACUCUGUUAUACUGAGUCAAAGCCCACAGACGCUCAGGACACUACAGUGUGUGACAGUAAUCAGGGCUUACAGGAUGAGGAAUCUACUGAUCAAACCUCCACAGAGUCUCUGGAUUCUGUCUGGAACGCUGGAGAACAGCAGCAGAUCCUGCAGACCAAACCCAAGAUGUGUUCAGUCAAACUCAUCGACUGCAGGAACCUCAUUAUGGACAUCAAAACUGAACCCACAGCAGAUGAAGAUCACACUCAGGAAGAGGACAGUGAUGAUGAUGAUGAUGAUUUUAUUCCUUCAGAUGAGAGGAGCAAUUCAUUUUUGGAUGGAGAAAUAACGUCCUCAACAUCAAGAGAGCGACGGACAGCACAAACUCAAGAAAAGAAACUUCAUUCAGAAGAGCACAGAGAGAAGUUUCACUGUCAGCAGUGUGGGAAGGGUUUUGUCUUCUUAUCUCGGCUAAAAGUUCACAUGAAGACACACACUGAUUAUAAGUCUUUCUACUGCACUGAAUGUGGCAAGAACUUCAGCACCAAAAAAAGUCUUCAUUGUCAUAAGAGAGUUCACACAGGAGAGAAACCAUACGAGUGUCCUCACUGUGAGAUGAGAUUCAGCUACAAACAUCUUCUAAAGACACAUGUGCUUAUACACACCAAUGAGAGACCGUAUCAGUGCAGUGAAUGUGACAAAACCUUUAAGGAUUCGGGUUCAUUAAAAUCACACCAGAAUAUUCACUCUGAGAAGAAACGCUAUCAAUGUUCACACUGUGAGAAAGGUUUCAGUAGGAAAUCUCAGCUGAUAAUCCAUGAGAGAGUUCACACUGGAGAGAAACCUCAUCACUGUAGUGUCUGUGGGAAGAGUUUUAGACAACGUUACACUUUGGUGUCACACCUGAGAACUCAUACAGGUGAAAAACUUUACAAUUGCUCUCAGUGUGAGAAGAUGUUUACUCAGUCAAGUAACUUAAAAAUACAUCAGAGAAUUCACACUGGAGAGAAACCUCAUAACUGUAAUGUUUGUGGGAAGAGUUUUAGGCAACGGGCUAUUUUAGUGGUACACCAGAGAACUCAUACAGGUGAAAAACCUUACAAAUGCUCUCAGUGUGAGAAGACGUUUGCUGCGGCAGGUUCCUUAAAAGACCAUCAGAAAGUUCACACUGGAGAGAAACCUUAUGUCUGCUCAAUUUGUGGAGAGAGAUUUGCUUAUCCUAGAACUUUUCGGCAUCAUCAGAAGAAACAUACUGAAGAACAAACUACACUGAAAUCAUCAUAGUGUCUUAAAGUCUUUACAGACUGCUCAUGUCUAUUCGACAUGAAUGUUCAACAAAAAUUUUAUUUCUUUAAAUGACAUUAAAGGAGGUUAUUUGCCCCAUGAAAAAGCUAGUUUUUUUUUCUCGACCACUGUGUUAAAUUUUCCCUCUUUUAGUGUUAGGAUUAUUAACACCUCCUAAAUCUGCUUCUAGUCAGACAAAGUUAGUCAGAGCAUCUAGAACACAACUAAGAAUAUUCAAUAAAGCAUAUUUAUUUUAUUUAACUUCA